Catharus ustulatus (Swainson's thrush) is the source of this 3409-nucleotide messenger RNA. It is a transcript of the gene GALT, whose product is annotated as galactose-1-phosphate uridylyltransferase. Bases 43 to 1137 code for a protein of 364 amino acids. The transcript is spliced from 11 exons. Gene Ontology annotation, cellular component: cytoplasm. Gene Ontology annotation, molecular function: UDP-glucose:hexose-1-phosphate uridylyltransferase activity; zinc ion binding. NCBI's taxonomy places the organism in Eukaryota, Metazoa, Chordata, Aves, Passeriformes, Turdidae. The record is from RefSeq and is a predicted model, not a curated record. Gene Ontology annotation, biological process: beta-D-galactose catabolic process via UDP-galactose, Leloir pathway.
UGGAAGGGGCCGAGCCCGCCGGGUUUCCGGGAGUGGGGAGGCAUGGAGCCAUCGCUGGCGGGCGAGGCGGAGGGGGCCGGCCGGUUCCGCGCCAGCGAGCACCAGCACGUUCGCUACAACCCGCUGCGGGACGACUGGGUGCUGGUAUCGGCCCACCGGGUAAAGCGCCCUUGGCAGGGUCAGCUGGAGAAGCCGCCCCCCGAGGACGUGCCCCGCUGGGACCCCAAGAACCCCCUCUGCCCCGGGGCCACCCGGGCCAACGGCGAGGUGAACCCCAACUACGAGGGUACUUUCGUCUUCCCAAAUGACUUCCCUGCACUGCAGCCUGACGCUCCAGAGCCUGAUGACAGUGAUCACCCCUUGUUUCGAGCUGCCCCAGCCCGGGGUGUGUGCAAGGUGAUGUGUUUCCACCCCUGGUCGGACCUGACGCUGCCCCUCAUGUCCCUGCCAGAGAUCCGGGCUGUCAUCGAUGCGUGGGCAGAGCUGGCAACUGAGCUGGGGGCUUCCUACCCCUGGGUGCAGAUCUUCGAGAACAAGGGAGCGAUGAUGGGCUGCUCCAACCCGCACCCCCACUGCCAGGUGUGGGCCAGCAGCUUCCUCCCGAACGAGGCACGCCUGGAGGACCAGACCCAGCGCCAGCACCUGAGCCAGCACGGCGUGCCCAUGCUGCUGGAGUAUGCUGAGCAGGAGGCUUGCCGAAAGGAACGGCUGGUGGUGGAGAAUGCGGACUGGCUGGUCGUGGUGCCAUACUGGGCUACCUGGCCAUACCAGACCCUGCUGCUGCCCCGCCGCCAUGUCUGUCGCCUCCAGGACCUCAGUGACAGUGAGAAGGACAACCUGGCCUCCAUCAUGCAGAGGCUGCUCAUCAAGUACGACAACCUCUUUGAAGUCUCCUUCCCCUACUCCAUGGGCUGGCAUGGAGCCCCCACAGGCCCCUACCUGCAGGAGGACUGCAGGCACUGGCAGCUCCAUGCCCACUACUACCCCCCUUUGCUGCGCUCCGCCACCGUCCGCAAGUUCAUGGUGGGAUACGAGAUGCUGGCACAGGCACAGAGGGACCUCACCCCGGAGCAGGCAGCCGAGCGCCUGAGGAGCCUCCCCGAGGUGCACUACAAGAAGAGAGCUGAGGAGGUGUGAUGGAGAACAGCAGAGCAUCCAGUCCUCGGAUGUGAGUGUGAGGGAGGGAUCUUAACUCCUUUCCACCACUACCUGAAAGGAGGUCAUAGCCAAGUGGGGGUUGGUUUCCUUCUCCUGGAUAACUAAUGAUAGGACGAGAGGGAACUGCCUGAAGUUGUGCUAGGGGGCGUUUAGAUUGGAUGUUGGGGAAUAUUUCUUCACUGCAAGGGUGAUCAGACAUUGGAACAGGCUGCCCACAGAAGUGGUAGAAUCACUGUGCCUGUGUUAAAAAAAAUGUGUAAAUGUGGCACUUAGGGUGUGGUUCAGUGGUGGUCUUCACAGUGCUACGCUAACAGUAGAGGUUUAAAAUUGUAUCAUUUGGUGUGCUCGCUGAGGCCACAAGUCGGCUGGGAGUGGUGAGAACCGAGGUCUGGGAAUUCGUGUCAGAUGUGAGCCCUCUGAGCUCCCAGAUUCUCCUGAACCUUGUCACGGCUGGGCUGGUUUUUGGGACUGGUUUUGCCUGUUUGGGGACUCAGAGCCUAAUUCUGUGGCAUCCUUGUGUAGGUGGUGUUCCUUGUCUCUUUCACCAUCCCAGGCUCUUGUCUUCUGCCCCCAUGGCAUGCUCCUGCCACCACUCAAGGGCUAACCCUCCUUUCCAGUCCAGUCUCACUGGUGAGACUGGCAGUUCUGCCCCUGGAGGGGUACAACCCUCCUGGACAAUAAAACCUGGAAGCAAAGUGCCUCUCCCUGUGCUCUCGUGGCUCUCAGCCCUAGGUGGGAGGUUUGGGGUCGCUGGUGAUGACCCCCAGCUGCUGGUGGGGGUAACACAGGGCCCAGAGGAUGUGCCUGUAGCCCAAUACCUGUUGCUCCUGUCCCUGCCCUUGCGCUGUCUCCUCUUCCUCCCUGGGGGGAGCUCUUAGUCUAUCUGAGUGCUGCAGGCUUGUGGAGGAGUGGGAAACAGGGAGGAGGAAUGGAUGCAGCCGAAGGCUUAGCUGGGAGAGGGCUGAGCUCUGGCAGACUUGCUGCACGGAGGCUGCUGGCUGAGAUGCUCAGCUCUGGAGCUGUUCCUCUUCACCCUCUCUGGCUGGGACUGCUGGGCAGCAGCCCUCAUGCUGCCUUCUGCAGGUACAGGGACUGCUGGGGUGCAGGUUCAUCGCCUGGGGGCUGCCAGGGAGUCCAGUUGUUUUUCUGGCGCUGCUCCCCUCUUCACUGUGCUCACCCAUGGGGUGAGGCGGUGGCAGCUUGGACCCUGGGCCAGGCUGGGGGAUAUUCUACUCACCUCUGUCUGCUCUCCUCCCAUUCCCUCCAGGAAAGCCCUGGGACUCUGCAGGGGUAGGUGAUGGACAGUGAUGCCAUCACAGCUGAUGUGAGGGGAUGCCAAGCACUAUGUACCCUCACUCUUCACAAAUUGUUUUUAUUUGUCACUAAUGAGCCAUUCUCACAACGCUCUAAUGAGACCCCUCUCCUUGUCAAGUAUAUGAGUGUGCUCCUGGGAGCUUGAAAUACCUUGCAAGGAGAGAAAUGCUCUCCUCCUACCUCCAAGACGACAGUUCAAGGAGAGAACUGUAUUCCCUGUGCCACAUCUGUGCAUUGCUCCCCUCUUGUAUCCAUGGGGCUGGGGCAGAUGGAAGAGCCUCCUGGCCUGUGUGAUGCUGGAUGCCCUCCUACGUGCUGCUCAUACCCUUCUCUGUCCCAGAGCCCACAAACUGCCCUCACCUGACCUCAGUGCUCUCCCCGGUGCUCCGGGGCUGUGGGGAGGGGCUGGUGGCUGUCCCUUGAGCUUGGAGCCGUGAUUGUACACAGCAUCCCUCACCAUCGGGGCGGCCCGGCUGGGAAUCUGGCCUCUUGCAAAAAUGACUUCUCCCCUCCUGGAACAAGCAGAGUCCAUUUGGUCUCCAAAAGGCCGUCGUGAGCUUUUUCCAUUGCAACAAGUGCCUCCGCUCCGACUUUCCAACUUCCCCGCUUAUUCUCCCGGGUCCUGGGAAAGCAGCAACAAAUUGCCUUAAGUGUGGCAAUGCAGCUCGGGGUAAUUAGCCGCUGAACCGGUUGUAACGAAGCUAGUCAUCUCCCUGCACGCACAGUUAGCUCUGAUUUAAUGGCCCGGCGGCUCCCAGCCCGGGCUGCCGCUCCUCGGCCCGCGGCCGUAAAUGAGACUCGCAGUUGAGUCAAGCGGUAUUAAACUUUACAGUCGCCGUCUUUAAAAACGGGACUCUCUCCAAUAAAUCAGGGCGAGUGGGAUUGUAAAUAUCGAGGCUGGAUCCAUAUUGCUUAAUUAAACAGCAGCUAAUGAACA